Messenger RNA from Sabethes cyaneus, 1208 nucleotides. Its product is annotated as queuosine salvage protein. The record is from RefSeq and is a predicted model, not a curated record. Lineage: Eukaryota; Metazoa; Arthropoda; Insecta; Diptera; Culicidae. The transcript has 2 exons. The coding region runs from base 162 to 1175 and encodes 337 amino acids.
UCAAUGUCAGAAAUAUCGACUAGCGUUUUUUAUUCAUUUUAUUCGACAGCGCGCGCCUUUGAGGCAAGAUUUCACAAUAUUAUAUAUUUGGAGUCCGGCGUGUUCGGUCCAUCGUAACGGCUUACCGGCGGCUGUUGUUUAGUUCAGUUCAACCCAAAAAAAUGACUGCUCUUUCGCCUGCUGAAUCCGGUGCGUUUAUCGUGAAGAAUGCCAAGUUUCUCAAGGUUAACGAAGACGGUAUUAAAAAUUUAACCAAAGAGGUAAUUAAUGGCAUCCAGAGGAAAGAUAUUGACGUGGAGAAUUUUUCCCAGCAUCAGUAUCACCCCAAAGCAAGCGAUCCGCAUGCACCGAACUGGAUUUUUCUGCUUGAUACCCUGAAUUUCUGUUUCUGGACACCGGGAAAUGCCACCAAGUGGAAGGUUAAGGGAGAAACCGGUUACUUUUCCCUGUGUGCUGCCAUUAAUCGUGCCCUCGAAGAGGGCAUCGAUAUAACUAACCCAGCCUACUAUUCGAAAAUUACACUGGAGGAAUUGGAGAACAUUCUACGUUCAGACGAUGGUGUCACGAAGGCUCCACUCCUGGAGGAACGAGUGCAGUGUCUUCACGAAGUGGGUAAAACCCUGCUCGAAAAGUAUGACGGAAAGUUCGAAAAUUGUGUCAAAGCUUGUGCCGGUUCAGCCGUUGCUCUGCUAGAGUUGGUGACACGUGAAUUUCCGUGCUACCGAGAUGAGGCCACGUACGGUGAUAAGCGCGUGGCAAUCUAUAAGCGAGCUCAGAUUCUGAUCGGAGAUUUGUGGGCUUGCUACCGGGGUGAAGGCCUUGGCCUUUUCAACGACAUUGAAAAGAUUACGAUGUUCGCCGAUUACCGCAUUCCACAGGUGUUGGUUCACUUCAAAACGUUGGAAUAUUCGGCCGAACUGAUGGAGACUCUGAAAGCCGGCACCCUGCUAGAAAAUGGUUCCGCGGAGGAGGUUGAAAUUAGAGGAGCCUCAAUUUAUAUAGUCGAACGUCUGAAGCAGUUGGUUCUGGAAGAGCUGAAAGCCAAUCAUCCGGACCUGUCGUCGAAGAAUGUGAAUGCUGUGCUAUUGGACCAUUUUCUUUGGGAUUAUCGGCGUAAGAAUGCUGCCGAGUUGGAAUAUAUUCCAUUCCACAAAACCAUAAGCGUGUACUACUGAUAAGAUCUAAGCCAUGAUUUGGAAACAAAAAUA